This is a messenger RNA of Acanthosepion pharaonis, 3954 nucleotides long. Lineage: Eukaryota; Metazoa; Mollusca; Cephalopoda; Sepiida; Sepiidae. The record is from the annotation of a GenBank genome assembly.
AUGUCUACCUUUGAUACUUCUCCUCUUUUCAUUCUUUUUUUCUUUCUCCUUUCUUUUUUCUUUCACCUUUCUUUUUUCUUUCUCCUUCCUUUUUCCUUUCUCCUUUCUUUUUCCUUUCUCCUUCCUUUUUCGCUCUGUCUCUUCCACUAUUCUCCCUCCAUUUUUUUUAUUUUUUUUAUUUCUCCUAUUCUGAGUUUAACCCGUACUCCUCUUCUUUUCUUCUUUUUCUUCCUUGUUCUUUUUUUUCUUUCUCCUACCUUUCUCAUCCAUUUUUCGAGCUUCUUUUUUUCUUCCUAUUUUUCUUUCUCCUGUUUCGACUUUAGCUCUUUUUCUUCCACUUUUAGCCCUUCGUUUUUUCUCUUUUUUUUCCCUCUAAUUUCGACUUUAGACGUUUCUCCUACACUUUUCGCCCUUCUUUUUUUCUUCUUUUUUAUUUCACCUCCCUUUCUCCUCCACUUUUCGUCUUUCUUCUUUUCUUCCUUUUCUAAUUUCUCCUGUUUCGAUUUUAGCUAUUUCUCCUCCAUUAUUCACCUUUUAUUUUUUCUUCCUUUUUUUUCUUUCUCAUGUUUCGACAUUUGUCCUUUCUCUUUCACUAUUUGCCCUUCCUUUUUUCUUCUACUUUUUCGUUCUCUAAUUUCGACUUUACCCCUUUCUCCUUUAUUUUUCGCUUUUCUUUUUUCUUUGUUCUUUUUUUCUUUCUUCUGUUACGACAUUAACCCCCUUUCUUCUCUACUUUUCGCCUUUCUUUUUUUCUUCCUUUUUUUCUUCGGUUUCGACUUUUGCCUUUCCCCUCCAUUUUUCGCCCUUCCUUUUUCUUUAUUUUUCUUUUCUCCUAUUUCGACUUUUGCCUUUCUUUUCCACUUUUCGCCCUUCUUUUUUUCCUUCCUUUUUUUCUUUUCUCCUGUUUCUGACCUUUUUCUAGCCCUUUUUCUUCCACUUUUAGCCCUUCGUUUUUUCUCUAUUUUUCCUCUAAUUUUGACUUUAGCCAUUUCUCCUACACUUUUCGCCCUUCUUUUUUUCUUUCUCCGCCCUCUCUCCUCCAUUUUUGCCUUACUUUUUUCUUCUUUUUCUUCCUUGUUCUUUUUUUUUUCUUUCUCCUGUUUAGAUUUUAGGCCUUCUCCUCCAUUUUUCGCCUUUCUUUUUUACUUCCUUUUUUUUUUUUCUCCUCUUUCGACUUUAGCCCUUCCCCAUCCACUUUCCGCCAUUCUUUUUUCUUUCUUUUUCUCAUCCAUUUUUCUACCCUCCUUUCUUUCUUCCUGUUUUUUCUUUCUCCUAUUUUUGCUUCCAUUUAUUCUCUUUCACUUUUCUUCAUUCCUUCUUUUGUCUUUCUUUUAUUUCAAGAUUUUAUCCAAUUUUUCUUCCAUCUAUUUUUUUUCUUUUUCCUGUUGCAACUUGAACCUCUUCUUCUUUUUCUUUUGUCUUCUUCUUCUUUUGUCUUCUUACUCUUUUUCUUUUUUCAAUUUCACCGCCAAUUUUCUCUCUUCUCCUUUUUUUUUUUCACAUUUCGGCUUUGAACAUGAUGAUGAUGAUGAUGAUUUCUUCUUCUUCUUCUUCUUCUUCUUCUUCUUCAGCCGUUUUUAUUUUUCCUUCUAUACACAUUUCUUCUUCUUCUCCUCCUGCUUCACAUUAAUUAAUCAAGUUUUUUAUUUUUCUCUCUCUAAUCUUCUUCUUCAGUUAAGUCUAUAUCUUUCUCUCUCUAAUCUUCUUUUUUUCCUUUUCUUCUUCUUCUUAUGUUGCUGUUGUUGUUAUGGAAAAAAAAAACGCGGACCACUUCAUUGGUGGCUAAAGAGUCUCCUCCUCAUCAUGGAGCAGGAGUUAGCAAGCCAGAGUCGAAGGACGAUUGCUAUUCUUUCUUUCUUUCUUUUUUUUUCUUUCUUUCUUUCUUUUUUUUCUUUCUUUCUUUCUUUUUAUAUGCCAUCCAUUUCAUAUCUAUCUAUCUAUCUAUCUAUCUAUCUAUCUAUAUUUAUAAAUAAUUUCUUAUCUAUCUAUCUAUCUAUCUAUCUAUCUAUCUAUAUUUAUAAGUCAUUUCUUAUCUAUCUCUCUAUAUUUAUAAGUCAUUUCUUAUCUAUCAAUCUAUCUAUAUUUAUAAGUCAUUUCUUAUCUAUCUAUCUAUCGAUCUAUCUAUCUAUCUAUAUUUAUAAGUCAUUUCUUAUCUAUCUAUCUAUCUAUCUAUCUAUAUUUAUAAUCAUUUCCUAUCUAUCUAUCUAUCUAUCUAUAUUUAUAAGCCAUUUCAUAUAUAUCUAUCUAUCUAUAUUUAUAAAUAAUUUCUUAUCUAUCUAUCUAUCUCUCUAUAUUUAUAAGUCAUUUCUUAUCUAUCAAUCUAUCUAUAUUUAUAAGUCAUUUCUUAUCUAUCUAUCUAUCUAUCGAUCUAUCUAUCUAUCUAUAUUUAUAAUCAUUUCUUAUCUAUCUAUCUAUCUAUCUAUAUUUAUAAGUCAUUUCCUAUCUAUCUAUCUAUCUAUCUAUCUAUCUAUCUAUCUAUCUAUCUAUCUAGUCAUUUCUUAUCUAUCUAUCUAUAUUUAUAAGUCAUUUCUUAUCCAUCUAUCUAUCUAUCUAUCUAUCUAUAUUUAUAAGUCAUUUCUUAUCUAUCUAUCUAUCUAUCUAUCUGUCCCACUCUGUUCAUAUCUAUCUAUCUAUCUAUCUAUCUAUCUAUCUAUCUAUCUAUCCCAGUCUGUUCAUAUCUAUCUAUCUAUCUAUCUAUCUAUCUAUCUAUCUAUCUAUCUAUCUAUCUCAGUUUAUUCGUAUCUAUCUGUCUGUCUAAGUCUAUUCCUAUCUAUCUAUCUAUUUUACUAUAUUCCUUCUAUUUCUAUCUAUCUAUAUAUCAUCUAUCUAUCUAUCUAUCUAUCUAUCUAUGUUCAUAUCUUUCUAUCUAUCUAUGUUAAUAAUCUCGUAUAUUCUCAGCCUUCUGUUCAUAUCAUCCAUCUAUCUAUCCAUCCAUCUAUCCAUCUUAGUCUGUUCAUAUCCAUCUAUCUAUCUAUCUAUCUAUCUAUCUAUCUAUCUAUCUAUCUUAGUCUGUUCAUAUCUAUCUAUCUAUCUAUCUAUCUAUCUAUCUAUCUUAGUCUGUUCACAUCUAUCUAUCUAUCUAUCUAUCUAUCAUAUCUAUCUCCAUCUAUCUAUCUAUCUAUCUUAGUCUUCUGUUCAUCUGUCUAUCUCCAUCUAUCUAUCUAUCUAUCUAUCUUAGUCUGUUCAUCUAUCUAUCCAUCUAUCUCUAUCCAUCUAUCUAUCUAUCUUAGUCUGUUCAUAUUCAUCUAUCUAUCUAUCUAUCCAUCUAUCUAUCUAUCUAUCUAUCUUAGUCUGUUCAUAACUAUCUAUCUUUAUCUGUUCAUAUCUAUUCUAUCUAUCUAUCUAUCUAUCUAUCUAUCUAUCUUAUCUCUAUCAUCUAUCUAUCUUCUAUCUAUCUUAGUCUGUUCAUCUAUCUAUCUAUCUAUCUAUCUUAGUCUGUUCAUAACUAUCUAUCUUAGUCUGUUCAUAUCUAUCUAUCUAUCUAUCUAUCUAUCUAUCUAUCUAUCUUAUCUGUUCAUAGCUAUCUAUCUAUCUAUCUAUCUAUCUAUCUAUCUAUCUAUCUAUCUAUCUUACUCGUCUUCCAACCCGACUUACUGCAACAGGGAUGUACACUUUCUUCCUCUCUUUGGUUUUCUUCUUUCUUUCCUUCUUCUUUUUUACACAUUUCAGCUCAUAACAGAGGUAUACACUUUCUUCUCUGUUUUCCCUUUUCUUUCUUCACACAAUUCAACUUGUAACAGAGGUAUACUUUCUUCCUCUCUCUGGAUAUCCGUUUCUUUUCUUUACACAAUUCAACUUGGGAUUAUCGAACAGGAAUACAUCUUGUCCGGAGUUGCCUGGAUUGAACUGGAUAAGUUUCAUUACUAUCAAAUGCGUCUUAUCUUUCAGCGCUUCGGCCACAGGUUUUGCCUCUUCAAAAUCAAGAUAGCAACUGAUCCUCGAGUGAAUCUCUGA